UUGAUGUCGGGGCUGGCGGUGUUGUUGUGUGUUGAGCCUUUCCGAAGACAUCAUCUUCAUCUUCAUCUUCACCAUCUUCAUCCUCGCCGCUGGUCCCGCACGCGAAGCACUUUGGUCUUCUUCCGGGACGAGAGCGGACAUUAGCGGACGUCAUUGUUGCCCUACUUUGUUGACUUUGGAUGCCGUACUUGUCGUGAUUGGGCGGAAAGUUGAAGGUAAAAAGUUAGUAGUGAGUGAGUGAGUGAGUGAGUGGGUGGGUGGGUGAGUGAGUGAGUGGCCAUGCCGCAACAUGGAGGAGACGACCUGGGCGCCACGGACGAGAUGAUCGCCUUCAAAGACGAAGGUGACCAGGAGGAGAAGAUCCAGCAAAGUUCCUUCACUGAAAGAGACUUGGCGGACCUCAAGUCUUCUCUGGUCAACGAGUCGGAAACUCACCAGAACCAGAACCAGAACCAGAACCGUGCUGUCGCUGCUGCUAGCUCCUCGGCUGUCCGGCAAAGACAACAAGCUGAGCACAGAAACUUCCCCAACAAACAUCUCGACAACGUAUCAAAGCAGCAAGAUGGCGGCGUGUACAAGACGUCGGGUUAUCCCGGUUACCCCUUCCUGAUGCUGCCCGACGCCUACCUACCCAACGGCUCAAUUUCGCCAUCGUCCAACAAAGUGUCGGUGGUGCAGCCCUCGCACGGGAUGCACGCGCUCACGUCGCUGCUGCCGUACAGCAACGAGCACUUCAGCCCGAGCCCGUCACACCUGCCUACUGACAUGAGCCAGAAGACAGGCGUUCUCAGGCACCAAUCCCAGGACCUAUCGGGCUACUACCCUCUCCCCGCAGGCGGCGUGGGCCAGAUCGCUCCCUCCAUGGGCUGGCAGAAGCAGGCGGUCUACCCUACACUAUCCUCCUGUGGCUUUCACCAGUCCUUCCCUUCCCACCUUCCCACUGCCUCCUCCUACUCCAGGUUCUCUCAUUCUCUCAUGCUGGGCCCAUCUGGCAUGCACCCCACUGGCAUCCCUCACCCCGCCAUAGUGCCCCCUUCUGGCAAGCAAGAGCAUGAGCACUACGACAGAGGCAUGUACACGAAGCCCCAGGUGGACGCCAAGCGGGAGAAGGAGCCCAAGAAGGCGGUGAUCAAGAAGCCGCUGAACGCCUUCAUGCUCUACAUGAAGGAAAUGAGGGCAAAGGUCAUCGCCGAGUGCACGCUCAAGGAGAGCGCCGCCAUCAACCAGAUUCUUGGACGCAGGUGGCAUGCGUUGAGCCGUGAGGAGCAGGCUAAAUACUACGAGUUGGCGCGUAAGGAGAGACAACUUCACAUGCAACUUUAUCCCACCUGGUCUGCACGGGACAACUAUGAGGCGGGCCUUAGCGGGGUCCAGAGUAAAGCUGAUUGGGGCAAGAAGAAGAGGAGGAAAAGGGACAAGCAGCAGGACUCCAACUCAGACUUGGGUUCUCCCAAGAAAUGUCGAGCUCGCUUUGGCCUCCAGCAGCAAACCGACUGGUGCGGUCCCUGCAGGAGGAAGAAGAAGUGCAUUCGCUUCCAUCAAGGAGGACGCUGCUCCAGUCCAACUUGUUCACAUUUAACUCCGCCUCCAGACUCGCCCCCCCACCCGCACCCUUACCACCAGCGGCCCCCCUCGCCGACUCCCCCGUGCAAGGUCGCCCCGAAACGCGCUCGCCCGCAACAGUCAAGGUUCAGCGACCUCUGACCUUCGCGUGGCAGCGAGGCGGUUUCCCCUGGCAACGUGCGGGAACUCGUCAAGAUAUUACAUUGAAUGUAAAAAGAUGUAAAUAUCACAAACAUUUUGUAACAUUAGCAACAUCUGCGUGCCAUAACGUUUUCUGAAUUAGUUUGGACUUUUCCCGGGCUUCUUAAUGAGCUCCAAUGUUACAAAUCAGGUGUUGUAGUGCCUUCUAGUGCUUCAUUGUGCAACUACAACUUGACUGCACGUUUGACAUUUCUGUACAAGUGUGCGCGUGGGCGUGCACGUGCAUGACAAUCGCCUGUAUAACACAAAUGUCUGGACCAACUCAUCGUAUAUUUUAUUUUUAUUUGUGUAUUUUUGUACUGUCAGAAGGGGAGGAAAGCAUUUUGUUUUGUAUGUUACUUUUAAAAAGGUUGCAGCUCUGUAAACUUUAAUUAGGUUUUCCUGUAAAGUGUUUUUAUAUUAAUGUGCAAAUUGACCUAAUAAUGAACUUUCAUGUUUAUGGAAAAAAAAAGAAAAAAAAAGUACUUUUUAGUCGCUACCAUUUCUUAAAGCAAUACUUUUAAGUGUUUUGGUUUCAAUGUCACGUUGAACAAUUCCGUGUUCAUCCAGCAGAGGGCGAUGUUGCUUGUAGUUUCAUAUAAACACCAGAGAAAUGACUUUUUUUUUUUACACUUGAAUUGUUUUGGUGUAUUGAAUUUGUUUAAAUAUUUAAAAGGAUGUUUUUAAAGAUACAUUUCAAACUGGAAUA
Molecule: messenger RNA, 2452 nt
Organism: Nerophis lumbriciformis (worm pipefish)
Lineage: Eukaryota; Metazoa; Chordata; Actinopteri; Syngnathiformes; Syngnathidae
Gene: tcf7
Product: transcription factor 7
Biological process (GO): regulation of transcription by RNA polymerase II; canonical Wnt signaling pathway
Cellular component (GO): chromatin; beta-catenin-TCF complex
Molecular function (GO): DNA-binding transcription factor activity, RNA polymerase II-specific; RNA polymerase II cis-regulatory region sequence-specific DNA binding
Source: RefSeq, a predicted model, not a curated record